GUCGACCUCCUAAUUCUCUCAUCUUCCUCGUAUAACCCUAGAGGCUCUCCUCGCACUCCACGAAUCCUUGGUGAGCUCCGUGCUUCCGCCCAAUCCCCCCUCUCUCCGAUCCUCCUCCCCCUCGCUCUCCCCGCCUCACGACGAGCCGCCCGCGGCCAGUUGCAGGCCCCUCCUCGCACGCUGGAUCUGUCGCGGCAGCUCCCGCCGGCCGCCUACUACUACUGCCUGCUUUUCGCGGCGGCGGCUGGGCUCAUCGGCGGCGUCGCGCACUAUAUGCUUCCUCGGAAGCGGGAGGUCGUCGCCAGCGAGGUCGAUAACUUGCAGAAGAAAACCCGCCCCGCUGCCGCCGACGACGCCAUGGCCAGGCCCACGGAGAUCGACGAGGACCUCCACAGCCGCCAGCUCGCCGUGUACGGCCGCGAGACCAUGAAGCGUCUCUUCGCCUCCAACGUCCUCGUCUCCGGGCUCCAGGGCCUCGGCGCCGAAAUCGCAAAGAACCUUGUGCUUGCGGGUGUCAAGUCUGUAACUUUGCAUGAUGAUGGUAAUGUGGAGCUAUGGGACUUGUCAAGCAACUUUUUCCUCUCAGAGAAGGAUGUUGGGCAAAACCGUGCUCAAGCUUGUGUUCUGAAGCUACAAGAUCUCAACAAUGCAGUUGUCAUCUCCACUCUAACUGGUGAUUUGACCAAGGAGCACCUUUCUAAGUUCCAGGCUGUAGUCUUUACUGAUAUCACCUUAGAAAAGGCAGUUGAGUUUGAUGAUUACUGCCACAACCAUCAGCCACCCAUUGCUUUCAUUAAGUCUGAAGUCCGUGGUCUUUUUGGCAGUGUCUUUUGUGAUUUUGGUCCUGAGUUUACUGUUUUGGAUGUCGAUGGAGAGGAACCACAUACAGGAAUUGUGGCAUCGAUCAGUAAUGACAACCCAGCGCUAGUCUCUUGUGUCGAUGAUGAGCGACUGGAGUUCCAGGAUGGUGACUUAGUUGUAUUCUCUGAAGUUCAUGGAAUGACUGAGCUGAAUGAUGGAAAGCCAAGAAAGGUUAAGAACGCCAGGCCUUACUCUUUCUUUCUGGAAGAAGACACUUCCUCAUUUGGCACAUACGUCAGAGGUGGGAUUGUCACACAGGUCAAGCCACCAAAGGUUCUUAAAUUUAAACCCUUGAAAGAGGCCAUGAAAGAACCAGGAGAAUUUCUUAUGAGUGAUUUCUCUAAGUUUGACCGCCCCCCUCUCUUGCAUUUGGCUUUCCAAGCUUUGGAUAAGUUCCGGAAUGAAUUGAGACGAUUCCCUGUCGCUGGUUCUACUGAUGACGUGCAAAGGCUGGUAGAUUUAGCUAUUAGCAUUAAUGAAUCUCUGGGUGAUGGGAAACUCGAAGAAAUUGACAAAAAGCUCCUGCAACAUUUCGCAAGUGGUUCCAGGGCUGUUCUGAAUCCUAUGGCUGCAAUGUUUGGUGGUAUUGUAGGUCAGGAGGUUGUGAAAGCAUGCUCGGGGAAAUUUCAUCCGCUUUAUCAGUUCUUCUAUUUCGAUUCUGUCGAGUCUCUCCCUGUUGAGCCUUUGGAGCCUGGUGAUUUGAAGCCAGAGAACACAAGAUAUGAUGCACAGAUCAGUGUGUUUGGAUCUAAGCUUCAAAACAAACUGGAGCAGGCAAAAAUCUUUAUGGUCGGCUCUGGGGCGCUCGGGUGUGAAUUUCUGAAGAACCUGGCACUGAUGGGCAUUUCUUGCAGCCAGAAUGGAAAGCUGACUGUGACAGAUGAUGAUGUUAUUGAAAAGAGCAAUCUCAGUCGCCAGUUCCUUUUCCGUGACUGGAACAUUGGGCAGCCCAAGUCGACUGUUGCUGCUACGGCUGCCAUGGCAAUUAACCCUAAGCUUCAUGUCGAGGCCCUUCAGAACAGGGCAAGCCCUGAGACCGAAAAUGUCUUUAAUGAUGCCUUUUGGGAAAACCUUGAUGCUGUUGUCAAUGCCCUUGACAAUGUGACUGCAAGAAUGUACAUAGACUCCCGAUGUGUAUAUUUCCAGAAGCCACUUCUAGAAUCUGGAACUCUUGGUGCUAAAUGCAAUACACAAAUGGUCAUACCUUACUUGACAGAGAACUAUGGGGCGUCCAGAGAUCCACCUGAAAAGCAGGCACCUAUGUGCACUGUACAUUCAUUUCCUCAUAAUAUUGAUCACUGCCUGACCUGGGCUAGGUCUGAAUUUGAGGGUUUACUUGAGAAGACUCCCACUGAAGUAAAUGGUUUCCUGUCAAAUCCUAGCGCAUAUGUAGCUGCAGCACGAACUGCUGGUGAUGCACAAGCUAGGGAUCAGCUUGAACGUGUUAUUGAAUGCCUUCAUGGAGACAAGUGUGAGACAUUCCAAGAUUGUAUUACCUGGGCCCGUCUUAAGUUUGAGGAUUAUUUCUCCAACCGUGUGAAGCAGCUGACGUAUACUUUCCCAGAAGACUCGAUGACUAGCUCUGGUGCUCCAUUCUGGUCUGCACCAAAGCGGUUUCCACGACCUCUUGAAUUCUCGUCGACGGAUCCAAGUCAGCUUAGCUUUAUUUUAGCUGCUUCGAUACUAAGGGCAGAGACAUUUGGAAUACCCAUACCUGACUGGGCCAAAACUCCAAACAAAGUGGCUGCUGAAGCUGUUGACAAGGUGAUUGUUCCUGAAUUCCAACCAAAACAGGGGGUUAAGAUAGUUACAGAUGAGAAGGCAACUAGUAUAUCGUCUGCAUCUGUUGAUGAUGCUGGUGUCAUUGAGGAGCUUAUCACGAAGCUAGAACAAAUUUCCAAAACACUGCCACCGGGGUUCCACAUGAACCCAAUACAGUUUGAGAAGGAUGAUGACACCAAUUUCCAUAUGGACGUGAUAGCUGGUUUUGCCAACAUGAGGGCGAGGAAUUACAGCAUUCCUGAAGUGGACAAACUGAAGGCUAAAUUCAUAGCCGGCAGGAUUAUCCCUGCCAUUGCCACAGCAACCGCAAUGGCCACUGGCCUUGUCUGUCUAGAGCUUUACAAAGUCCUUGCCGGCAGGCACAAGGUUGAAGACUACCGCAACACGUUUGCAAACCUGGCAAUCCCCCUCUUCUCCAUUGCCGAGCCGGUCCCACCCAAGACCAUCAAGCACAAGGACUUGUCCUGGACGGUCUGGGACCGGUGGACCGUAACAGGCAACAUCACGUUACGGGAGCUCCUGGAGUGGCUCAAGGAGAAGGGGUUGAACGCAUACAGCAUAUCGUGCGGCACGUCGCUCCUGUACAACUCCAUGUUCCCCAGGCACAAGGAGCGGUUGGACAGGAAGGUGGUCGACGUUGCCAGGGAGGUGGCCAAGAUGGAGGUGCCAUCGUAUCGGCGCCAUCUGGAUGUUGUGGUGGCCUGCGAGGAUGAUGAUGACAAUGACGUUGACAUCCCACUCGUAUCUGUCUACUUCCGUUGAAAGGAUUCCCUCUGAAUUGACAUCAUCUCGUGUCCCAUCUUUCCAGUGAGUUACUUUAUAUAGUUAUACUGUAAACUGAGCUGGGGUUUAAAGCAAUAUUACUGAUUUUCGUAUGCACCGACUUGUUAGAGCUCAGUUCAGAUCCUUUGGAAAAUGUGGUGUCGAGCUUGAUACCUCACCGUGAUAAUUGAUGCAUGGCACCGUUGAACUUGAA
Messenger RNA from Triticum aestivum (bread wheat), 3619 nucleotides. Its product is annotated as ubiquitin-activating enzyme E1 2-like. Gene Ontology annotation, cellular component: cytoplasm; nucleus. Gene Ontology annotation, biological process: DNA damage response; ubiquitin-dependent protein catabolic process; protein ubiquitination. Gene Ontology annotation, molecular function: ubiquitin activating enzyme activity. Bases 274 to 3405 code for a protein of 1043 amino acids. The transcript is spliced from 6 exons. Lineage: Eukaryota; Viridiplantae; Streptophyta; Magnoliopsida; Poales; Poaceae. The record is from RefSeq and is a predicted model, not a curated record.